UGUAAGAGUCAACGAAACAGGAGAGGUUAAAAUUGUUGAAGUCACAACAAAGUACACUCAAACAGACUGUAAAGUGUUGAAAGAUGAAUGCGAUCGCAACCAUUUAUCUGUUUGCCGUGUUUCUGUCAUCAUCGAUAGUGUUGGGGUCAGAGGAGGAUGAAGUCUAUGCCAAAGAGAUUAUGGGCGCAGCACAGAAGGAGAAGGAAUGGUUGGUUUCGGUGAGAAGGCAAAUCCAUCAACACCCAGAACUGGCUUUCCAAGAACACAACACCAGUUCUCUCAUACGUGCACAACUUCACAAAUUUGGCAUACCUUACACAUACCCAGUUGCCAAAACCGGCGUCGUUGCGCAACUUGGCUCUGGCUCUCGUCCUAUCAUUGCUAUUCGUGCUGAUAUGGAUGCACUUCCCUUGCAGGAGCUUGUUGAGUGGGAACACAAGAGCAAAAUAGACGGCAGAAUGCAUGCUUGUGGACAUGAUGCUCACACCACCAUGCUACUUGGGGCUGCGAAGUUGCUAAGCCAGCGCCAAGAUAAGCUUCAGGGAACUGUAAGACUUAUUUUCCAACCUGCGGAGGAAGGAGCUAGAGGUGCCUCUGAAAUGAUAAAGGAAGGAGUGCUUCAAGAUGCAGAAGCAAUUUUUUCAUUACAUAUUGAUCAUACAACACCAACUGGAGCCAUAGCAUCCAUUCCAGGUGCAUUUACUGCUGCUGGAUGCGUGUUUGAGGCAAGGAUUGUAGGAGUAGGCGGUCAUGCUGCAUCGCCCCACACCAAUAUAGAUCCAGUUCUGGCUACUUCCUUUGCAAUUUUGGCACUGCAACAGCUUGUCUCAAGAGAAUCUGAUCCUCUUCAAAGUAAUGUGUUAUCAGUUACUUUUGUCAAAGGUGGAACUGCAUUAAACGUGAUUCCCUCCUAUGUAAAAUUUGGAGGCACACUUAGGAGCCAGACAACUGAAGGCAUGUACUAUUUCAGACAGCGAAUAAAGGAGGUUAUUGAAGGACAGGCAGCUGUGCACAGAUGUAAUGCUUAUCUUGAUUUCAAAGAAGAGGAUUUCACCCCAUAUCCUGCUGCUGUUAACGACAAUAAUCUGCAUCUGCAUGUGGUAAGAGUUGGCCAACUUCUGCUUGGUCCAGACAAUGUGCAUGAAGCCGAGAAGGUGAUGGCAGGUGAGGACUUUGCAUAUUUUCAACAAGUGAUUCCUGGAACAAUGUUUUCCAUUGGAAUCAGAAAUGAUAAAGUGGGAUCAAUUCACUCCCCACAUUCCCCUUUCUUCUUUCUGGAUGAGGAAGUUCUGCCAAUAGGGGCAGCUCUGCACACUGCUCUUGCUGAGUUGUAUUUGAAAGAGCAUAAGCAUACCAUUCAUUGAUAUUCUUUUCUCAAUAGCUCAUAAAUGCAUUGGGCAUUUUGUCUAUUUAAGAAAAUCUACAUAUUUGAUACAGUUGUUACAUUACUUCUAUUAUCAUGAGAUGCUACAUGCUUACUGUAAAGAAAAGUUAUUUUAGAAAUUAUGUAA
Molecule: messenger RNA, 1511 nt
Organism: Vigna angularis (adzuki bean)
Lineage: Eukaryota; Viridiplantae; Streptophyta; Magnoliopsida; Fabales; Fabaceae
Product: IAA-amino acid hydrolase ILR1-like 5
Exons: 5
Coding region: 84-1364 (426 amino acids)
Biological process (GO): auxin metabolic process
Cellular component (GO): endoplasmic reticulum
Molecular function (GO): IAA-Ala conjugate hydrolase activity
Source: RefSeq, a predicted model, not a curated record